AUGGUUGCAUCCGCAAAUGGACAUGACAAAAUAGUAGAGUUGCUUAUCAACGGCGGAGCUGAUAUUACUUGUGCGGAUAAAGAUGGAUGUGAUGCUUUAAUGCUUGCUUCACAAAAUGGACAUGACAAAGUAGUAGAGUUAAUUAUCAACGGCGGAGCUGAUAUUAAUCAUGUGCAAAAAGAUGGAUGUGAUGCUUUAAUGUUUGCAUCAGAAAAUGGACAUGAGAAAAUAGUAGAGUUACUUAUCAACGGCGGAGCUGAUAUUAAAACUGUGAGUAUAAGAGGAUACAAUGCUUUAAUUCUUGCAUUGCGUUAUGGAUAUGCUAAUAUUGCGGACGUGUUGAUCAAAUACGGAGCUGAUGUAAACCAUGUGCAUAAAGAUGGAUGGGAUGCUUUGAUGUUUGCAUCAGGUAGUGGACUUGACAAAAUAGUAGAGUUGCUUAUCAAUGGCGGAGCUGAUAUUAAUCAUGUGGAUAAUGAUGGAUGGGAUGCGUUAAUGACUGCAUCAAAAAAUGGACAUAACAAAGUAGUAGAGUUACUUAUCAACGGCGGAGCUGAUAUAAAUCAUGUAAAUAAUCAUGGAUGGGAUGCUUUAAUGCUUGCUUCACACAAUAGACAUGACAAAGUAGUAGAGCUACUUAUCAACGGCGGAGCUGAUAUUAAUCGUGUGGAUAAAGAUGGAAGGGGUGCUUUAAUGUUAGCAUCAGGAAAUGGACAUGACAAAGUAGUAGAGUUACUUAUUAACGGCGGGGCUGAUAUUAAACUACUUCAAGCAGAUGGAUGGGAUGCUUUAAUGCUUGCUUUACAAAAUGGGCAUGAAAAAGUAGUAGAAUUACUUAUCAACGGCGGAGCUGAUAUUAAUCGUGUGGAUAAAGAUGGACGGGAUGCUUUAAUGCUUGCAUCAGACAAUUCACAUGACAAAAUAGUAUAUUUAUUACUCAAACAUGUUUUGUUAUCACAAGUCAUUGACCAAUAUAACGAUAUGGAUUUUACUAACUUCAAUCGGCAAUAUCUCAGUGCUACUAAAAAACUGUGCUUCACUGUAUAUUUACUACACAUAUUAUUUCACGCUUUUGAAAGGAAAUACUUGAGAAUACUUGAAACAAUAUCUUCUUUUGUCGAUGAAAACUGUAAUGAGCCUGAGACAACAUUGCAAACAAAAUUUUUUUUUUUCCAUCUUUCACGAGCAUUAAAACAAGAUGUACGACAGGACACCAAUACAGAACCGAGUGAAGCUGCCGUCAGUGAACAAAGCAACUCAGAUUUCAACAAAUUUAAGAAAUCCAUUGAUUGCUAUGUAAAGACUGUUCGUCUCUCUCACAACAAUCAGACACCAAGCUUUGAUGAAUUAAAGGAGUUUGCUUCUGAUGUUAUGUUAGAGUUUUCUAACAUGAGAGUCUUUGACGCUUCACAUUUCUUCAUUUGUCAGAGGUGUUUGAAGAGAAUUUACUUUGCUCUAAAUGAGGAAGAUGUACUAAAGUUUUUCACAUUACUCUUGGAUUUUAACUAUUUAGAUAUAACAUCGAGAUGUUUAAAAGAUGAAAAACUUCUUGAUACAACAGCUCCAGGUUUUACGUUGACUUUAAUUCGGGAUAUGCUGAGUCUAUGGAUACGUGGUAGUCAUGCUAGUACUGAGUUUGCUUUGAUUUUGGCCGAGAUGGACGCUGUAGAGACAUUUACAGAUUUCCUCAUCUCUCAUACAAACGUGCAGAACUCCCAAUCUAAAUGGAUCAUCAGUGAAGUUGUUAUCAUUUUACAUAACAUUGCCAGAAGAAAGGGAGCGAAUAUGUUUUUCUCAGUAAACAAAACAUACGAUGUUAUUAAAAACAUGGAGUUUAAAGAAAAAGACACAUCUAUGAUUGCAACACUUUUACUGGUACUAAUAGAAGACGAUUCUACCACAGAUACGGAGGCAAUAAGAAAGUCAAAACGUUCUCUGAAAGAAACUUUAAUGCACUAUGUUACAAAUAAUGAAGAAGAGGAGCUAGAGGGAUAUUCACGAUCUGAGGUGCUUCAAGGGCUGGCUAAAAUCUUUGAACAAAAUGACGACGAGUUGAAUGAGAUGCUUCCACUGUAUCCACAUCUAAAAGAAAUACUAAAAAAUGAGGAUCCUGAUGAACAAAUAUUUACGACACAAUGUUUGAGAGAACUGAGUAGAAAUAAAGAGGGAAGUGAGAAAAUCAUUACAGACGAAGAAUUAAAUGACAUGUUACUAGUUUUAAUGAACAGACAUGAUGGGGAUCUUUCUGCUAACGUACAUUCGAUACUUUGGAGAGCUGGACGUACAACAGGGAUAUUGCCAUCUAAAACAGAUGUUGUGCUGUCUGAUGAGUUCCCCAAGAAAUUUGACGUUAAACCAAUGUCGUUAGGUCAAGGAGGUUUUGGUAGCGUCCAUCUUGUUGUUGAUGUUGAUCAACCAGAAGAUGAAAAAUUUGUUGCAAAAAAAACACACGCAGACGCGAAGAACCAAAAGAAGUGGAUGGAGAGCUUACAAUCAGAGGCUUCAAUUUUAAUUAAACUGAAACACAAAAAUAUCGUCCAGUUUCAUGGGUAUCAAAGGAAAGAAAAUGAUAUAAUCUUAUUUCUGGAGUACAUAAAAAUGGGCACCCUCUCCACAUUCAUCAAACAACACACAAGACUCAAUGAAGGUUUGACCAGACAGUUUACAAUUCAAAUUCUGGAAGGCGUGAAGUACCUACAUGAAAACAACAUCUUGCAUUUGGACAUCAAAGGUACUAACAUUCUAAUGUUGGACGAAUCAAGUAUUAAACUUACUGACUUUGGCCUGUCAACAAUCUAUAACGAGGAGGGUGUUGAAGCAGAAAGGGGCACAACUCGAUAUAUGGCUCCUGAGAUGAUUAACUGCCCUGAUGGGAGAAUAUUUAAACAUUGUUGUAGCUUGGACAUUUGGAGUGUGGGAAGUACAGUUGUAGAGAUGAUAACUGGAUCACCACCAAACUCAACAACGGCAUCAGCCAAUGUACUUUUUAAAAUCGCUAUGCUGCAGAGACCAAAGUAUGAGCUGUCAAUCACAGCGUCAAAAAACCUGAGAGAUUUUUUAGAAAAGACAUUUACACCUGAGGCAGAACAAAGGCCAUCAGCAGAAGAUUUAUUGAGAGAAGACCCGUUUAUAACAGGCAGUUCAUAAAUGUUUACUAUAAUUGUUCAAUAUGUGCUUGUUACUACAAAAAAUUAUUAGCCAUCUUUUUUGGAUAUAAACUUGUGCUGUUCGAGGAUAUGAAAAUGUCAAAAAUAUGUAGAAUAAAUAUUAAGUUAAUCCGUAAACAAGUAAAACUUUUAAAUGCAAAUGUGUUUUUCAAAUUAAAAUUAGCAAUUUACAAUGAAAAACAAUAGGUAUACAUUUUUGGGAUAUGUCUACUGUGAGAAUAUAUCUUUAUUAACCUAGUUUAUGAAACUAGUUUAGCCACAUUUUGCAACUAUAUUUGUAAAUAAAGCAGAACUUCUGCAAAUUUAUACAUUAAAAUCAAAAUCAAAACAAUAACUAC
This is a messenger RNA of Physella acuta, 3505 nucleotides long. RefSeq lists its product as uncharacterized. Gene Ontology annotation, biological process: protein phosphorylation. Lineage: Eukaryota; Metazoa; Mollusca; Gastropoda; Physidae. The record is from RefSeq and is a predicted model, not a curated record. Gene Ontology annotation, molecular function: ATP binding; protein binding; protein kinase activity. Gene Ontology annotation, cellular component: pi-body.